Mangifera indica (mango) is the source of this 1865-nucleotide messenger RNA. RefSeq names its product protein NUCLEAR FUSION DEFECTIVE 4-like. The transcript has a single exon. Bases 9 to 1733 code for a protein of 574 amino acids. Gene Ontology annotation, cellular component: membrane. NCBI's taxonomy places the organism in Eukaryota, Viridiplantae, Streptophyta, Magnoliopsida, Sapindales, Anacardiaceae. The record is from RefSeq and is a predicted model, not a curated record.
AAACAACUAUGGCUACUGAAAGUGGUGGCUCCGUUUGUGGCUUCUUGCUGCAAGUUUUACGUGGAAGAUGGUUCAUGAUGUUCGCUUCUUUUUUAAUCAUGGCCGGCGCCGGCGCAACUUAUCUCUUCGGCGUUUAUUCCAAAGAGAUUAAAGUAACUCUGGGCUACGAUCAAACAACUCUCAAUAUUCUAAGCACGUGCAAGGACCUCGGCGCCAAUAUCGGAGUCCUUUCAGGCCUAUUGGCGGAGUUUACACCCCCCUGGUUCGUCCUUCUCGUCGGUGCCGCCAUGAACUUCGUAGGCUAUUUCAUGAUCUGGCUCGCCGUGGUGAAGAAAAUCGCCAAACCAAAGGUCUGGCAAAUAUGUAUGUACAUUUGUAUCGGGGCAAAUUCUCAGAAUUUCGCCAACACUGGCUCGCUCGUCACUUGCGUUAAGAAUUUUCCUGAGAGCAGAGGCAUGAUGCUGGGGAUAAUGAAGGGGUUUGUGGGAUUAAGCGGCGCCGUUUUUACUCAACUUUAUCUUGCAAUUUACGGAAACGAUGCUAAAUCUUUGAUUCUUCUUAUUGGGUGGCUGCCGGCUGUGAUUUCAGUAGUGUUUGUUUAUACUAUUAGACCACUGAAGGUUUCUGCUCAUCCGAAUGAGAUGAAUGUGUUUUAUCAGUAUCUUUAUAUCACAAUCGCCAUGGCUGUGUGUUUAAUGGGGCUAACCGUAGCUCAAAAAGAAGUUCAUUUUUCUCACUUCGGUUAUGUAGGAAGCGCCAUUGUUGUCUGUGCUUUUAUUUUCAUGCCUCUUUUGAUUGCAUUUAGAGAAGAAUACAGCGAAUGGAAACUUAAAAAACAGCCUCCUCCGGCUCCUACAAGUAUUCUUGUUCAUGAAGUUACAAAAAAAUCUGAAAUUUCAGAGAUUGAAGAAGAGCCACAAACCCAGAGCAAAGAAGACCAUGAAGUUGCAUGCUGUGGCAACAUCUUCAAGAAGCCAAAGAGAGGCGAAGACUAUGGGAUUUUGCAGGCGCUUUUAAGUGUUGAUAUGUUGAUUCUUUUCUUGGCGACAUUCUGUGGCCUCGGCUGCAGCUUAACUGCAAUGGACAAUCUGGGCCAAAUCGGUGAAUCUUUAGGCUAUCAGCAGGACAUCGUCAAGACAUUUGUUUCUCUCGUCAGCAUUUGGAAUUACUUCGGCAGAGUUUUUGCAGGCUUCGUUUCCGAAAUCAUUCUCCUAAAAUACAAAAUCCCUCGCCCUCUUAUAAUGGCAAUCGCCCUGAUUCUCUCCGCCGUCGGCGACCUUCUAAUCGCAUUCCCCAUGCCGGGUUCAGUCUACGUUGCUUCUUUACUCGUUGGGUUCUCAUUUGGGGCUCAAUUAACGCUGCUUUUCAUCAUCAUAUCGGAGCUUUUCGGAUUGAAAUACUACUCGACGCUUUUCAACUGCGGUCAACUGGCCAGCCCCCUCGGGUCAUACGUGUUCAAUGUCGUGAUUGUGGGGAGACUUUACGAUAGAGAAGCGACGAGGCAGCUUGCCGAGAAGGGUUUAACGAGGGCAAUGGUGAAGGAGCUGACUUGCAUUGGGAGGCAAUGUUACCGGCUCUCCUUCUCGAUUCUUGCUGGUGCCAACAUUUUUGGAGCUCUUGUCACGUUUAUUUUGGUGAUGAGGACUCGUAAAUAUUAUAGCGGAGAUAUAUACAAGAAAUUCAGAGAAGAAAUUGCUGCUAAUGAGAAGCAAAAUCAAGGUGGUGGAAAUUGAGGUUUUUUUAAUUUUUACUGUCAAUUUGUAGCUUUUUUGUUCUUGACUUUUUAUACAUCUGGGAGGUUGAAACAUUAUGGAAUUUAGUAAAUUCCAUUUCCACCCAAGGUUUAGAAUAAAGAACAAUUGAUU